Molecule: messenger RNA, 337 nt
Organism: Debaryomyces fabryi
Lineage: Eukaryota; Fungi; Ascomycota; Pichiomycetes; Serinales; Debaryomycetaceae
Gene: PIR1
Product: beta-1,3-glucan linked protein
Exons: 1
Biological process (GO): fungal-type cell wall organization
Cellular component (GO): fungal-type cell wall
Molecular function (GO): structural constituent of cell wall
Source: RefSeq, a predicted model, not a curated record
AUGAGAUACUCGACUAUUUUUUCAUCUACAGCUUUAAUUGCUUCUACUUUCGCUGCUUAUGUUCCAUCUGAACCAUGGACCACCUUGACUCCUACUGGAUCUGCUCCAAGCGGUGCAAGCACCGACCACACUCAUAAGUUCGGUAUCCAAGUUAAGACCGUGGAAUCUUCGGUUGCUAUCUCUUCUACAGUUGCAGAAACAGAAUCUGCCAUUACUACUGCUGCUGCUUCUGCCAGUGACAAUGCUAAGAGAGAUGUUAAUCAAAUUGGUGACGGUCAAAUCCAACAACAAACUGAUGCAGCUUCAACUGCUUCAGUUGUUAACCAAAUUGGCGAUG